AUGCGUAACUACAUCCUCUCCCCGGGCACCCCGCCACUGCGCUAUGUGGUCCGACAGCAAGGAAGCCGACAACGACCGCUGCCGGCCGUCCCUCUCCGCCGCCAUCUGUCGACCAAGCCCGAGAAACCAUCGUCCGGGCCCGUCAGCGAGGACGUCCCGGUGUCUGAUGCGCCGACGCCGCUGCAGCUACCGCUCUGGCAACGCCUUGGCCCUCUCACGACGGCGGCGACGGCAUACGGCAGAGCCCACAGACGACGGCCGUGGGGCACGCAGUUUGCCAGCGCCUUGGUGAUAUACUGCCUUGCCGACCUCAGCGCGCAGAGCAUCAGCAGCGACGACCCCAUCGAUUCCAAGCGUACCGCUCGCAACAUAUUCAUAGGAGGACUGUCCGCCAUUCCAAACUACACCUGGCAAGUCAAAUUCCGGAGACGGCUGGCGCUUGCUGUCUGCCUGCGACGCUGUCCGUUCACGUUCCUGUCGCACCACUUCAACUACUCCUCACACAUCCUCUCACUCGUUGUCAAGAUUGUCAUCAAUCAAGCCAUCUUCGCGCCCGUCUUCAACUCUUACUUCUUUGGUAUGCAGGCCCUGCUGUCCGGUCGCACCCUCUCCGAGACGAUCGACCGCAUCGUCAGGACGGUUCCCGCCAGCGUUGUCAGCUCGUGCCAAUUCUGGCCGUUUGCCCAUGGCUUCAGCUUCACAUUUGUUCCCAUACAGUACCGCAGCAUCUUCAACAGCACUGUAAACAUCGGGUGGCAGACCUACCUUGCGUUGCUCAACAGGCGCGCCGAGAUGGAACCCAAGGCUGAGACUCUGAGCAUGGCAGAGGUGAUUGAAAGAGUCAAGGAUGUGGAAUAA
Messenger RNA from Geosmithia morbida, 858 nucleotides. RefSeq lists its product as uncharacterized. The transcript has 2 exons. Bases 1 to 858 code for a protein of 285 amino acids. The record is from RefSeq and is a predicted model, not a curated record. NCBI's taxonomy places the organism in Eukaryota, Fungi, Ascomycota, Sordariomycetes, Hypocreales, Bionectriaceae. Gene Ontology annotation, cellular component: mitochondrion; cytoplasm; membrane.